AUGGUUGUCAUCCGAUAUAUCAUCAAGGCCAUCUUUGUCCGGAUUAUGCUGACGUCACACAGCUUGUUGUCAGUGUGGCGGGUGGUCGACGUGACGAAGUUCCGUUACUACUGGUUACUGCUGGCCUCCAACAUACUUGUGUUGCUGGAGACGUAUUUCAGACUCAAGAAGAAGAAGGGACAGGAGGGAAAAUGGAUCUGCCCCUGUUUCUUCUUCUACCUACUGAGCACGGUCCCGGCCAUCUGGAUCCUGGAGCUGGAUCGCCUGGCGCGGUACACGGAGAUCUACGAGAGCAGCAACAGCUCCAGCGUGGAGUCACUGUCCGCUAUACAGGGGGUCUCAUUACCCAUUACACUGAGUCCAAGCCUGUGGAUGUCAGUCAUUGAACAAUCCUUUCUAUUCCUCAUCAUCAUUGGCCGAUGGAUACUUCCGCGAGGGGAGCUAACUCGUGACAAGCUUUCACAGCUGCUUUUCGUCUACAUCGGCAUGGCAUCUGACAUCAUGGAUCUGUUUGUCCUGUUUGAGGAGCCCGAUGUUCGCAAGGACCGCGUCUACACCUACGUCAUCCUGGUCCUCUGGUCAAUAAGUCUGCUUCAGUUCGCAAUCGUCCUCACAGCCACAAAAAGUCCCAAAAAAUCUCGCCCGGCUUUAGUGCACCCUGAAGAGGAGUUCGAAGAAGAGAAAAGGAAAGUAUGCGGUUCGUGCUGCGGGUGCUUGAAAACCGAGAUCUGGAGUCUCCUUCUGUCAUUCAUGAUGCAGGAUGGACCUUUCCUCACAUGUCGACUUUACGGCCUCAUCCGCUACAACCUCAUCACCUACAGCAUCAUCUUCUACACCUGCAAGAACAUCUUCGUCGUCCUGCUCCUUGUGUACAGGUUGUUCGUGCUCUGUUGUUUCGAAAACGAAUCUGAAACCGACAAGGCUGCUCACAGGGCUGUGAAGAAGGCGGCUGUUGUCCGAAGUAUGUCAACACGUGCUGCCAAUGCGCGGCUCGCAUUGGUCGAGGAAGACUACGCCAACGGCGGCAGCAGACGACAGGGUGCCAGGCGGAGUAAAGGUCGCAGCGUGAAUGGUGCAACAACUAAACAAGGCCAAACACGCAUCGUUGAAGUCGAAUGA
Molecule: messenger RNA, 1119 nt
Organism: Haliotis rubra (blacklip abalone)
Lineage: Eukaryota; Metazoa; Mollusca; Gastropoda; Lepetellida; Haliotidae
Product: transmembrane protein 26-like
Exons: 3
Coding region: 1-1119 (372 amino acids)
Source: RefSeq, a predicted model, not a curated record